GCAGCUCUUCCCUUGUCCUGUAGUUGGUGUCCAGAGACAAGUAUGAAGCUCCAUUUGGUAGUGAUGGUGGUGACGGUGGUGGCGACAAGUGGUAGAUCCUCCAUUUCUGAGUUCCAAGGCACCAAUAAAUCCCAGUUUGCCAUAUCUUGUCCAAACGAUGCUGACAUCCGCCCCUGUGAAUGCACUGUUUCCUUAGACGGCUUCUCAUUGGAUAUGGAUUGUUCAAAGGUGCAGGACGAAGAUCAGCUUGAAGCAGUAUUCCAAGCUGAUUUUCCAACCAGUGCUUUCCGCCGAUUCACAAUUCAUCAGAACAAACAGCUGCGAAUCCUUCGUGACGGCACUUUCAAACUUGUUACUUUCGAAGAGAUAUGGAUCACUGAUGGAAUCUUGGAAAAGAUUGAAGAUGCUGCCCUUUCUAACAGCGCCUCCACAGCACGUAGUUUAAUUUUCAAUAUUAAUAAUAUCUCCGUCUUUCCUUUCUCUACCUUGAACAAUUUCAAGGAGCUUUUGUCUCUCGAUUUGAGGGUAAACAACUUGCAAGGAUUUCCAAAGCUCACUUCCUCAACCCUUCAGGUCCUAUACCUCUCACAUAAUCCUCUUGGCGGCCUCCCUGUUGACGCUUUCGCUGGCACACCGUCCAUAAUUGACCUCCAUCUUUCCAAUACUGAAAUCCCACAGAUCCUUCCAGGAACUUUAGAAGCUCUCCCCAACCUACGCAAUGUUGGCCUUGGCAACAACCAUCUAAAGGAGUUGGCGCAAAAUUCUGUGCAGUGCAACAGUAAUACAGGUUUGGUGGAUCUUGGUUACAACGAGUUGCGAACAGUACAUCCCAACGCCUUCCCAGACCGAAAAAAGGCAAGUUGCCAGUUUGUGCAAUGUGAAGCUCACAUCGGCUGGAAUUCUAAUCGCGAGUGUCGUUGACUGUAGAUCCAUAACACACCAUGGUCUCUCUAGUAUCAGUGUCAGAGGGGGAGGGUUGGGCGUGAAUGUUGAUUGAUGUUUCUUUCUGUUUUAAUUAAAAGGUUUCAUUAAAUUUUUGGGUAUUGAUUCAAAGCUGGUAUUGAAAAUUCUUUUGAUUUGAUUAAGUUUAUUGAAGUUGAAUUUAGUUUUGAUUUUGAUGAUUAAGUUAGAUGAUAAUUUUAUUUUAUGUUUUAUUUACUUGUUGUUAGUUAUUGAGAUUAAAGAAAUGAAUAUAGUAGCUGCCACCAGCCAUGGCUUUCUGCCUUUUUUUCUUUUUUAUCUUGCUUUAUAUGGUAGCGUUUUAGCCGGAGGUCUAUAAGACAAUGAAAAACUCCUGGACAACCAGACUGAGUUUUAUUGAUAUUAGCUUCUAAAUAACAAAUAAAAUUUUCAAAUGAU
This is a messenger RNA of Scylla paramamosain (green mud crab), 1359 nucleotides long. Its product is annotated as oplophorus-luciferin 2-monooxygenase non-catalytic subunit-like. Lineage: Eukaryota; Metazoa; Arthropoda; Malacostraca; Decapoda; Portunidae. The coding region runs from base 43 to 921 and encodes 292 amino acids. Gene Ontology annotation, molecular function: protein binding. The transcript has 3 exons. The record is from RefSeq and is a predicted model, not a curated record. Gene Ontology annotation, cellular component: plasma membrane; extracellular matrix.